Molecule: messenger RNA, 1190 nt
Organism: Styela clava
Lineage: Eukaryota; Metazoa; Chordata; Ascidiacea; Stolidobranchia; Styelidae
Source: RefSeq, a predicted model, not a curated record
GAAAAUUAUAAGACCAAACGCAGAGAUUCUGAUCUCCAAUCAAAGCAAAAAGUUUUUAAUUAUAUAAUGGAUGGAAAUUGUAAACACCACAUUGAAGAAAUACUGAAAUGUAGGAAAUCUUCAUCAAGGAUGAAGAAAUUUCAAGCAGGCAGAGGAAAUGUUCGGGAAUACAGAAAUUGGUUACUUCUUCAUUUUUUCCCAUAUUUCAAAAGUAAAGAAAAACAAGAUGAUGUAACACGUUAUCUAAGAGGUGUUUUAUAUGAAUUUCAGAGAAGAAACGAUUUCAAAUUACCAAUAUCGAGAAUGACUCGACUUGUACAAGAUGUGUUAUAUUCAGAGGCAAUAAUUCAUUCAAUAUCCAAGGUUGAAAAAGUUUCCACUAAUGAUGCAGAAACUAUUUACAAAAAAUAUUCCUGAUCCUUGGAUUUAUGAUUAGUGUUGAGACACCAUUGAUCAACUCAACUGUACUGAACUUUAUAUGGAUCUGAUCGUGAUAUAAUUGUAUAUUAUGUUGAUUUAUAUUUCGAUAAUGUAUGGUUUUGUAACUUAUGUAUCGUGAUUAGAAAUUAAUACCAUGAGAUUUUGGGAUUUUUGCACCAUCUGGACUUAUCACUGUAAAUCGGUAAGGAAUACAGUAAUGCAAUCAGUAUGUUGAGCCAUGCCAGUUCGGUUGGAAUACUUUUUAUCGUGAUUCCAUUCCGACCGCCAUCAGGUGGGGACACGGCUAAUUCGAGCCAAAGAUUUUUGUUCGAGAAGUAAAUAAAAGACUCAGUGACAUCAAGAAAACAAACAACGGAUUACAGAAAUAGCAAAUUGUUGACUGUGGGACUAAGAACGUACAACAAAGAGGUUCAGGAAGGGAGAUUUUCAACUUCUGCAUGCAAGUCUGAAGAUUAGUUCACACAAGAUUAAGCUUGCUGAAUCGAGGUCGAAUCUAUCUAUCUAUGAUAAUGAAUGUAAUUGUUAUUGUGGGCAUUAAGAAUCAUUAACUAAUUCGGAAAAAAAUAAUGAGAAUUCCAUUUACCGCUAGGAUUUCUUGAACAAAAGUAAAAACAGACAGUAUUGUUUCUAUUUAUGAUGCCAUGGAUGGGAAUGCAGUGAUGCAGACAACAUGCUUUUCUUCAUUUACAUCAAUUAUUUUAUCGUCUAUUAUGUGGAUUAUGGAAUCUAAAUAAACUUGUAUUGUGGUA